AUCGUGAUAUAAAAUGGUACAAAGAACGGCUGAAAUAUACAAAGUACUCCGUAAAUUUUUGAAAUUAAAAACUCCAAGUGUCACCUUGUUCACAUUAUGCUUACUAACAACCCCAUAAAAAUCCUCCCUUUUAUAAACCUCUAUAUUCCUUACCAUAACCAGAAAAACCUGCCCUCUUCAUCUGAUCUUCACCUUUUUUCCUCAAAUCUUAACCUCCAUUGAUUUCUUCCUUGAAAUACACAUCUUUACUUCUCACACAAACACUUCCCCUUAAUCAAAAUUUCCCCAAAAAGCUCUCAAAAACCGAACAAAGGCGAAAGCAAAGAACAAUUCCAACCACAACUUGAAUGGUAAAGUCCAUAAGCAACACCGUUUUUUUCAUGCCUUCUUUCCCUUCCUCAAACUCCUCAUUAUUUGCGUGCUCUACGCAACUGGCUCAAGCCAUCCACUCUUUCGUCGUAUUCUUAUUCCUUUCCUCUGCUUUCGGGACCUGUAAACAAGCCUGGUACUACCGUUGCCUCGGCCUUGACCCUUAAACUAAUAAUCAUAUCACCCCUGCAUACACAAUAUUUUUUAACGAUUCUGAACCCACACUUCUGAAUUCCUGGAUCGGAUACGCCACUGAUCCUACAUAACCCAUUAACCCUACUGUCCUUUACAAUUUCCCAACAACGAACAAAAAAAAAACUAAACUCAUAAGAUGUUCAGCUCAAAUAACAGCCAGAAGUACAAGAGUUGUACAAAGAAAGGCGGUAACUGUUUCGAGUGUCACAAGGAUAGCAGGUUCGACAACAAGCGAUUCUUGAUCAUUGUUAAUGUGUUAGGAAGUGCCGGACCGUUGAGGUUUCUAGUCAAUGAAGAAGAUCUUGUUAGUGGAGUUAUUGAAUCUGCUUUGAAAUUGUAUGCUAAAGAAGGUCGUCUCCCUGCUUUGGGUUCUGACAAUUCUAAAUUUCUCCUCUAUUGCGCCAAUUUUGGAUCUGAUGCAUUGAGCCCAUGGGACGAGGUAGGUUCGUGUGGAGCAAGGAACUUUGUGUUAUGCAAGAAGCCAGAGCAACAACCAAAUAUGACCGAGGCAAGAUCUCAUAUCAUUUCUAGAAAGGGAUCUGGGAAUUGGAAAGCUUGGCUCAACAAAUCCUUGACCUUCAAAAUAUCAUCUCAUUGAUUGAAGAUGGGUGAAUGUGUAAUCGUAUGUAUACAUUGAACUAUUAUUGUAACACAUAAUAAUAUAGACCAGAUUUAUAUGAUUAAUAAGAAAGUGUUUUGAGGUACAA
Messenger RNA from Chenopodium quinoa (quinoa), 1271 nucleotides. RefSeq lists its product as uncharacterized. Bases 701 to 1162 code for a protein of 153 amino acids. The transcript is spliced from 2 exons. NCBI's taxonomy places the organism in Eukaryota, Viridiplantae, Streptophyta, Magnoliopsida, Caryophyllales, Amaranthaceae. The record is from RefSeq and is a predicted model, not a curated record.